Molecule: messenger RNA, 321 nt
Organism: Auanema sp. JU1783
Lineage: Eukaryota; Metazoa; Nematoda; Chromadorea; Rhabditida; Rhabditidae
Source: the annotation of a GenBank genome assembly
AUGGUUGUCCAGGAGCCCACUGAUGUCGAUGCCUUCGAUGACAUUCUUUCCAAGAACAAGGGAAAGCUGAUUGUUGUGGAUUUCUAUGCUACCUGGUGCGGACCGUGUAAGCAAAUGGCUCCGAAAUUCGCUAGACUAUCGGAAGAACACACCGACGUGCUCUUUCUGAAGAUUGAUGUUGACGAAUGCGAAGACAUUGUUUCAAAAUAUGACAUCAAAGUGAUGCCGACCUUCGUCUUCGUUCGUGACGGAGCACAGAUCGAUAUCGUCGAAGGAAGUGUGGAGGACCAGCUGAAAACAAAAAUUUUGAAACAUAAAUAA